Messenger RNA from Rhagoletis pomonella (apple maggot), 2185 nucleotides. RefSeq names its product signal recognition particle subunit SRP68 (gene Srp68). Gene Ontology annotation, biological process: SRP-dependent cotranslational protein targeting to membrane. Gene Ontology annotation, cellular component: signal recognition particle, endoplasmic reticulum targeting. NCBI's taxonomy places the organism in Eukaryota, Metazoa, Arthropoda, Insecta, Diptera, Tephritidae. Gene Ontology annotation, molecular function: 7S RNA binding; endoplasmic reticulum signal sequence receptor activity; signal recognition particle binding. The record is from RefSeq and is a predicted model, not a curated record.
AAGGAAUUGCGGGCAAAAUUUUCUUUUCCUAGACAAAAUUUUAACACGUCGUGGAAUUGUUAUUUUUAAGCGAAAAUAAUGGUCGAAGAAACUCCCAGCACAGAAAAUGUGGAGAAAACUGAAGGAGACCAACCUGCUCAGCCAGUGGAGCCCACCAAAGUCUUCACCGUUGAAGUACUGCAUAUGGUGAAGGAUGCCCAGCAACAACAUGGUUUGCGACAUGGGGACUACCAACGGUACCGUGGCUAUUGCACCCGACGUAUUCGUCGUCUCAGAAAAGCCCUAAAGUAUCCACAGGGCGACAAACGUCAUUUCAAACGGCGAGAUGUAACAUUAGCUCAACUAACUGGAAAACGGGCUGAUGAACGUUUCAUUCACAUCCCAUUGAUAAGUGCAGAGCGGGAUUGGUCUUAUGCGAUGCAGUUAAAACAGGAAGCUAACACGGAGCCAAGAAAACGUUUUCAUUUGAUUAACAAGCUUCGCAAAGCAUGCUUCUAUGCUUUACAACUGCAAGAACUGUGCAAUUCUGAUGUAUUUGAUGCGCGCACAAAACUAGAAUGUGAGGCUUAUGUUGCUUGGAUGCACGGAUCGCUGCACUUCGAACUUCAGUUAUGGGGUAGUGCAUUAGAGCACUUGAAACGUGCGCAAGUAGUUUAUGAAAACCUUGCAAAGGCAUUGCCAGAUGACGAACAGGAACUCUAUCGGGUCAAAGUUAACGAAUUCACGCCUAAUCUUCGUUACUGCGCUUACAAUAUUGGUGGCGGUGGUGGUGCCAGCAAAAUGGAUGAUUUACUUGAGUUGCGUGCACAAGGAUUACUUGAGAAUUUAGAUUUGCUAGUUAGUCAAACGAAAAUGGAAAGUAGCGAGGGCUUGCAAACAAUUGAAUGGCGUAACCGUAAAGUUACUGUACGGCCAGAGAAGGUGCGUCUGUUUUUGCUCAGCAUACAAGAAGUAGAUAAAUCGCUAGAGAAGACAUCGAAAAUAGAAUCAAAGAUUGAAUUGAUUGAACGCAUUUUAAUGGAUUGCAAAGACGCCAUACAGGCAGUAAAAGAAGAAAUAAAACAAGAUCCGAAAUUGCGUUCACUUACAACGGGCCAAACUGUGAGUGGUGUGCAGUAUUUACUUGCAUAUUUGUCGUAUAUACGGCAUAGCCGCACAUUGCAACGCAAUCUAUGUCUUGUAGAACAGGCUAAAUCCAAUUUCGACGACCCCAAUCAAAAGUCACAAGUUAUUGGCGAUGGCAAACGUGUGAGAUCCCAAGACCUUGCACGCUUGUAUGAAAUAAUUUUGCAGAAUGUCAGUGAGAUGCAGCAAAUACAAGGAAUGGAAGAAGACGCCACCUACCAAGCAGAAAUAGAAAACUUGGCACUCACAUUUAAGGCAUUCCGUUGCUAUUACAUUGCUUUGACACUGAUCGACAUGAAAAAGUGGAAAGAAGCUGUUGCUCUUUACGAACGUUCUUCCAAAUAUGCCAACGAAGCAUUAGCUGGGAAAGCAAGCGAAGAGUUCAAAUUAGCCGAUGAUUUGAAAAUACUCGUGUCAACAAUAGAAGGUUGCAAAUUCUCUGCGCAUGCAUAUAGUGUGCUCGAGAAUGACACAUCCGACGAUGCUAUUUUCACGUCCAAGUCUCAAAAAUCUACGAAACCCUUAUUCGAGCGUCUGUCACAAUACAAAGAGGAUCAAUCGCUUCACACCAAAACGCCGAACGUUUUCAAGAUGACACCUGAAAUGGAGGCAAUUCCCUGCAAGCCGCUAUUCUUCGACCUGGCGAUCGGUCAUAUUGAACUACCGCCAUUGGAUGAUAAGCUGCACUCGCCAGGAAACAAGGGAGGCGCAUCGAUUUCUGGAUUCGUAAAAGGAUUUUUGGGCUGGGGUGGAAAUAAAUGAAGUGGAUUUGGUAAACUUAUUUAAACACAGCAUAAACAAAUUAGUUAUUUUCACAAAUGAAUAUUCUAAACGUUAGCUCCCGGCUAGGAUUACUGACCAGAACAUUAUAAAAAGUAUCAUGUAUUCUCUACAUUCGACACGCGCCUUGAAUAGAGCGUUCACUUGAGAAAUGCAUUUGUGUAUGGUAUUGGAACAUAUUUAGCAACCCAAUAAUAGUUUUUUUUUUCUCUUUUUUAUGCUUCAAUUCCCAUUUGGAAUAAAAAUACCCAUCGCAUUUGUUUAGGUGAAUUUUGAAAUA